UCAGGCCAUAAAUGGGAGGAAGGACGGGGCUCCAGAGCCAGAGCCUAGGAAGCCAGGUGACCGGGCGGCAAGAGCCUCUCUCCUCUGUCACCUCCUGUAGUUGGGAGCACGCACGAUGUCGCUGGUGGCACUGCCCUUCUACCAGAAGAGACACCGGCACUUUGACCAGUCCUACCGUAACAUCCAGACCAGGUACCUGCUGGACGAGUAUGCAUCCAAAAGGAGGGCGUCCUCCCGGUCAUCCCAGAAGUCCCUGAAGCAGCAGUCAUCCGCACAGAGCGCGUCUGGCCAGACCUUGACCGGAGGGACAACCUGCCAGCUCUGUGCCAAGCGGCUGAGCGCCUCGGAGGAGGAGCAUAAGAAUGAAAGAAGGUACCAGUCCCUGGUGGCUGCCUAUGGAGAGGCCAAGCGGGAGCGCUUCCUCAGUGAGCUGGCCCAGCUGGAGGAGAACGUGCACCUGGCGCGGUCCCAGGCCCGGGACAAGCUGGACAAGUACGCCCUGCAGCACCUGCAGGUGGAGGACCAGAUGGCGUGGGAGAGACACGCGUUUGAGGAGCGUGUGAGCAGGGCCCCUGAGAUCCUGGUGCGGCUGAGGUCCCACACCGUCUGGGAGAAGAUGUCCGUGAGGCUCUGCUUCACCGUGCAGGGCUUCCCCACGCCCGUGGUACAAUGGUACAAAAAUGGCAGCCUGAUCUGCCAGGCAGGUGAGCCAGGGAAAUACCGGAUUGAGAGCAAGUAUGGCGUGCACACUCUGGAGAUCAACAGGGCGGACUUUGAUGACACUGCGACCUACUCGGCAGUGGCCACCAAUGGGCACGGACAGGUGUCAACCAACGCUGCGGUGGUGGUGAGAAGGUUCCGAGGCGACGAGGAGCCACUCUACUCCGUGGGACUCCCAAUCGGACUGCCCCUGUCCUCGGUGAUCCCGUACACACACUUCGAUGUUCAGUUCUUGGAGAAAUUUGGAGUUACCUUCCGAAGAGAGGGUGAGACGCUCACGCUCAAGUGCACACUGCUGGUGACCCCAGACCUGAAGAGGGUGCAGCCACGGGCCGAGUGGUACAGGGACGAUGUGCUGCUGAAAGAGUCAAAGUGGACCAAGAUGUUCUUUGGAGAAGGCCAGGCGUCGCUGUCCUUCAGCCACCUGAACAAGGACGACGAGGGCCUGUACACCCUGAGAAUUGUGUCCCGAGGCGGAGUCAGCGACCACAGUGCCUUCCUGUUUGUCAGAGAUGCUGACCCGCUGGUCACAGGGGCUCCAGGAGCACCCAUGGACCUGCAGUGUCAUGAUGCAAACCGAGACUAUGUCAUCGUCACGUGGAAGCCACCCAACACCACCACCGAGAGCCCUGUCCUCGGCUACUUCAUUGACCGAUGUGAAGUGGGAACUGACAACUGGGUUCAGUGCAACGAUGCCCCAGUGAAGAUCUGCAAGUACCCYGUGACGGGACUUUUCGAAGGACGGUCUUACGUGUUCCGCGUGAGGGCCGUCAACAGUGCCGGCGUCAGCAGACCUUCCAGGGUCUCCGAUGCUGUGGCUGCCCUUGACCCUGCUGACCUCAGAAGGUUACAAGCAAUUCACCUGGAGGGAGAGAAAGAGAUCGUGAUCUACAAGGACGACCUUGAAGGUGAUGUUCAGAUCCCAGGCCCUCCCUCCAAUGUGCACGCCUCCGAGAUCAGCAGAACUUACGUGGUCCUCAGCUGGGACCCGCCCACGCCCCGGGGCAAGGAGCCCUUAAUGUAUUUCAUUGAGAAGUCUGUGGUUGGGAGUGGCAGCUGGCAGCGUGUCAAUGCCCAGACGGCCGUGAGGUCCCCUCGGUACGCGGUCUUUGACCUUGCAGAGGGGAAGUCGUAUGUGUUCCGCGUUCUGUCAGCCAACAAGCAUGGCCUGAGCGAUCCGUCGGAAAUAACGCCCCCCMUCCAAGCUCAGGAUGCCAUUGUGGCCCCUUCUGCCCCUGGCCGAGUCCUUGCUUCGCGGAACACCAAGACAUCCGUGGUGGUGCAGUGGGACAGGCCGAAGCACGAGGAGGCCCUGCUGGGCUACUACGUGGACUGCUGCGUGGCUGGGACUAACCAGUGGGAGCCGUGCAACCACAAGCCCAUCGGAUACAACAGGUUUGUGGUGCACGGUUUGACCACGGGCGAGCAGUACAUCUUCCGUGUUAAAGCCGUCAACGCUGUGGGCAUGAGCGAGAACUCGCAGGAGUCGGAAGUCAUCAAGGUCCAGGCGGCCCUGACCGUCCCAUCCCACCCAUAUGGGAUCACACUUCUGAACUGUGAUGGUCACACCAUGACCCUGGGCUGGAAGGUGCCCAAGUUCAGCGGCGGCUCAGCCAUCCUGGGUUAUUAUAUAGACAAGCGUGAAGCUCACCACAAGAACUGGCAUGAGGUCAACUCCUCUCCUGUUCAGCAGAGGAUCUUAACGGUGGAGGGCUUGGUGGAGGGCUCAUUAUAUGAGUUCAAAAUCGCUGCCGUCAACCUGGCGGGGAUCGGACAGCCAUCGGACCCCAGUGAGCUCUUCAAGUGCGAGGCRUGGACAGCACCAGAACCCGGUCCUGCCUAUGACUUGACGUUCUGUGAGGUCCGGGACACCUCUCUGGUCAUGCUGUGGAAGGCCCCCGUGUAUGCAGGAAGCAGUCCUGUGUCUGGGUACUUGGUGGAUUUUAAGGAAGAAGAUUCUGGGGAAUGGAAGACGGUGAAUGAGGUGGCAACUCCAAAUCGUUAUUUGAAGGUCUGUGACCUGCAUCGAGGUAGGACGUACGUGUUCCGAGUGAGGGCAGUGAACGCCAGUGGGCCGGGGAAGCCCUCCGACACGUCAGAGCCUGUGCUGGUGGAGGCCAGGCCAGGCACGAAGGAAAUCAGCGCUGGCGUGGACGAGGAAGGCAACAUCUACCUGAGCUUUGACUGCCAGGAAAUGACGGACGCCUCUCAGUUCACCUGGUGCAAGUCCUACGAGGAGAUAGCCGAUGAGGAGCGGUUCAGCGUGCACACGGAAGGCGACCACUCGAAGCUGUACUUUAAGAAUCCAGAUAAAGUGGACGUGGGGACCUAUUCGGUGUCCGUGAGUGACACGGAUGGCGUGUCCUCCAGUUUUGUUCUGGAUGAGGAAGAGCUUGAGCGUUUGAUGGCGCUGAGCAAUGAGAUAAAGAAUCCCACCAUUCCUCUGAAAUCAGAAUUAGCUUAUGAGAUUUUCGACAAGGGCCAGGUCCGCUUCUGGCUCCAGGCUGAGCAAUUAUCGCCAGACGCCAGCUUCCGAUUCGUCAUUAAUGACAGAGAGGUCUCAGACAGCGAGACACACAGAAUCAAGUGUGACAAAUCAACUGGCGUCAUUGAGAUGGUGAUGGAUCGGUUCACCAUUGAGAAUGAAGGCACCUACACUGUGCAGAUUCAGGAUGGAAAAGCCAAGAGUCAGUCUUCCCUGGUUCUCAUUGGAGAUGCCUUCAGGACCGUCCUAGAAGAGGCUGAGUUUCAAAGGAAGGAGUUUCUCAGGAAGCAAGGCCCUCACUUUGCUGAGUAUCUGCACUGGGAUGUCACGGAAGAAUGUGAGGUUCGGCUGAUGUGUAAGGUUGCAAACACCAAGAGAGAAACGGUUUUCAAGUGGCUCAAGGAUGAUGUUCUGUAUGAGACUGAGACCAUGCCUGACCUGGAGAAGGGGAUCUGUGAGCUGCUCAUACCAAAGUUGUCCAAGAAGGACCACGGUGAAUACAAGGCGACCUUGAAAGAUGACAGAGGUCAAGACGUGUCCACCCUUGACAUAGCUGGCAAAGUGUACGAGGACAUGAUUCUGGCRAUGAGUCGGGUCUGUGGGGCGUCUGCCUCUCCACUGAAGGUCCUGUGCACCCCGGAGGGCAUCCGGCUCCAGUGCUUCAUGAAGUACUUCACAGAGGAAAUGAAGGUCAACUGGUACCACAAAGAUGCCAAGAUCUCGUCCAGCGAGCACAUGCGGAUAGGAGGCAGUGAGGAGAUGGCCUGGCUGCAGAUCUGUGAGCCCACCGAGAAGGACAAAGGCAAAUACACUUUUGAGAUUUUUGAUGGCAAAGACAACCAUCAUCGCUCACUUGAUCUCUCUGGACAAGCCUUCGAUGAAGCCUUUGCGGAGUUCCAGCAACUCAAGGCUGCGGCUUUUGCAGAGAAGAAUCGUGGCAAGGUGAUCGGAGGCCUGCCUGAUGUGGUGACCAUAAUGGAAGGCAAGACCCUCAAUCUGACCUGCACGGUGUUUGGAAACCCGGACCCUGAGGUGGUUUGGUUCAAGAACGACCUGGGCCUGGAGCUCAGUGAGCACUUCUCAGUGAAGGUGGAGCAGGCCAAGUACGUCAGCCUGACCAUCAAGGGGGUGACCUCCGAGGACUCCGGGAAGUACAGCAUCAACGUCAAGAACAAAUACGGGGGAGAGAAGAUCGACGUCACCGUCAGCGUGUACAAGCACGGGGAGAAGAUCCCGGACGUCCCGCCGCCCCAGCAGGCCAGACCCAAGCUCAUCCCAGCGUCCUCCUCUGCGGCAGCGGAAUAGGGUCCCAGCCUAGGGUGGGCGGGAGGGGCUAGAGGUCACGGGGUGCCGUGUGCUGUGUGAGCGAGUGCCACCUGAGUGGGCUGCAUGUGCGUCCAGAGCGGUCACGCGUUAGUUUCUGGUUUGGGCGUUUGGUGAUUGUCCUCAUUGGCUUUUCCCAAGGCUGGACGGCUUCUGUGCUCGUGGGGCCAGGACACAGCUCUGUUCUCCUGGUUGUGGGUGGGGCCCAGAGCUCUCACGUCCCACUGUUCCCUGGCCAGCUUUCUCUUGCUCUCAACUAAUAAAACUUUAAAAGUCGC
Molecule: messenger RNA, 4806 nt
Organism: Urocitellus parryii (Arctic ground squirrel)
Lineage: Eukaryota; Metazoa; Chordata; Mammalia; Rodentia; Sciuridae
Source: RefSeq, a predicted model, not a curated record